Molecule: messenger RNA, 882 nt
Organism: Paraglomus occultum
Lineage: Eukaryota; Fungi; Glomeromycota; Glomeromycetes; Paraglomerales; Paraglomeraceae
Source: the annotation of a GenBank genome assembly
AGCCUCAAACAGAGCCUCAAACAGUUGAAAGAACUGUUCGAAGAAGGACUAAUAACUGAGAAAGUAUACGAAGACAAGCAGAAGACACCUCUUGGUCAACUGGGACAAGAAGGGUUGCUUAAUGUCGUCAACGAGAUGAAGCGGGAGGUGAAGCGGAAAUUGGAGGAUAUAGAUUAUAACGUGGAGAGGAUGAGGUUGAUGUCUGCUGGAAAUACAACAUUCUUCACUUCCGAUAACGAAACAGAUCGUGGAAUGUAUAUUAUGGAGGAUUCGAAUAACAUAAUCAGCUUCCCCUUUGAGGCAGAGAUUCCGCAAUCGAUCAGCCAGAUCGGCAUAUCCGAACGCGCCCACAAAGGACGUUUUCAUGACCCACCCGAUUCGGAUAGUGAAGAGGACUAUCAACAGUAUUUUUUACGACAUUCCGUUGCUUUGACAAGUAACAUCACAAUUCACGAUACUUAUAAAAUGCCAAUCCUUGACAGAAGGAAACCAGACUUUGUUGGAGUUGCAAAGGACUGGCCACUCGAUGCACUCAAUGUCAGUCUGGUUAUAGAGAUUAAGCCAUAUAGGUCAGCCGCCUUUUCACAUGCAGAUGUUGGGCAAUUAGCAUCAUUUGCUGACAGAGUUCUUCGAAUCCAACCAACACGUAAAUUUGUUUAUGGCAUUCUUUCUGACUGUCACCACAUCAUGCUUUUGAAAGCAGAGAGAACGGAAGAGGGUACUAUCUUUUACCGAACUAUGAAGGCGAACAUCAAGAACAAAGGUCUUGGCUGGAACUGGCUUGUUACACUUCUGCAUCGGACUCCAGCUGAACUAGGGUGGCAAGAGUCUGAAAUUUUUUAUAAUUCAGGGUCUAAUUGCGUCAAGCUUGUGAGAUUGCUG